This is a messenger RNA of Halichondria panicea, 1101 nucleotides long. RefSeq lists its product as uncharacterized. Gene Ontology annotation, biological process: signal transduction. The transcript has 3 exons. The coding region runs from base 152 to 937 and encodes 261 amino acids. Lineage: Eukaryota; Metazoa; Porifera; Demospongiae; Suberitida; Halichondriidae. The record is from RefSeq and is a predicted model, not a curated record.
GGAAUGCAGGGGUGGGGCAUGUAGGGGGUUUCCCUGCUGAGCUCAGCUUUUUGAAAGCCACAAGCCUAGCCAGGCAAGAACUAGAGCAAGAAUCUUGAUUGUCUAUUAUAAUUAGCUGUAGCUUUAUUGUGCUGGUAUCAAUAUAGCUGAGAUGACUACUGAUACACCUGAAUACAAAGCCAUCAGUAGCUGCAGAAUGGAUCUGACAGAGAUGCUCUCUAAUCACUUCAGGGAGGUAGCUGGACGUUUACGUGAUAGUGGAGCACUGACUAACAGCCAAUGCGAGGAAAUCAUUGAAUCCGGACCUCCUAAAGCAUGUGCUCGUAGGCUUAUAGAUAUGAUCACUAUCGACAUCAAAAAUGACCCAUUGGAUGUUUUUGCCGAAUUUGUGACAGCAAUGAAAAGCAGUGGGAACAAACGCUUCAAAGACUUUGUCAAGGAAAACAUUGAAGCUAAACGAAAAGAGUUGUAUAGAGAAUUGCUCCAAAUUCCACCAGGUUUCGUGGCAUCUCAGGAAUACGACGUCUUCAUCAGCUACAGUCAUGAGGCUGACACUAUACGAAUGGUGGACAAUCGUUUGUGCUCUCUACUGACAGAUGAAGGUCUCACUGUGUUUGUAGACAGAGACGGCCUUCGUCCUGGGGACAAAUGGCGAUCUGAGAUUGCCUCCGCUAUCAAAACCUGCAAAGCCUUUGUUGUAGUGCUCACUAAACGCUACAUGAGGUCUGCGUACUGCAAUGGAGAGCUGUACGAAGCAGAAGCUCUUGGCAAGCGUAUACUCCCAGUGGUGUGCGAGAAGGGAUGGGGAGAUGUACCUGGAGGUGCUCCUGUGACAGAGAUAGUGAAGGAGGUUCAGUAUGUCUCUCUAGUGGCAGAAGACAGCGAAACACAACUGACAAAACUGGUGGAAAGUAUCAAAACGUCAGUCAGUGCGUAGUACCUGAACUAACUGCACCGUUACAUAGUUUAUAGGUAUAGUUUUGUUAGCAAACUGCUGUAAUUAUUUAUACAUUUUGUACAUUUCCUAUAAGAUUUUUUUUUUGUAUGUUACCCUUAUCAGGAGUGCAUAAUCUCCUGCCCCUAUCUAUUUAUAAUUAUGUG